This is a messenger RNA of Aspergillus melleus, 2655 nucleotides long. RefSeq lists its product as uncharacterized. The transcript has a single exon. The coding region runs from base 1 to 2655 and encodes 884 amino acids. NCBI's taxonomy places the organism in Eukaryota, Fungi, Ascomycota, Eurotiomycetes, Eurotiales, Aspergillaceae. The record is from RefSeq and is a predicted model, not a curated record.
AUGUCUCGUCUCUCUCGUCACUUACUGAAUGUAACCUUACUUCUUAUUGCCGUCUCCGGGCAAUUCAAUGUCACUGAUUUCAUCGAAGUCAUUGGACUACAAAAGGAUAUUGAGAGGAUGAUCACCAUGGUUUAUCACACGGUGCUCAACAUAGUGUUGUAUUUCCUAAUCAGCGGUAUUCACAAUAUCCAAGACCUUGCAUCACCGGUAAAGUCAGUGUUCAUUGCUGUGCUUUGGCUUACAUCUGGCUAUCCUUGCGAGUUCUGCGAUAAAAUCUACGAAGAUUACCAAUCGGGGCCGUCGGAUAGCAUCACUGAUCGCCUUUGGCAUUUUGUCUCAACGCCGGAGCAUGUGAUAUCCUACAUGGUGGUUAGCUUCAGCGUGGUCCGCCUCAUAUCGCAAUGGGGCGUGUUCUAUUACUUUUUCAAAACGCACGAGAGUCCUGACAUCGUAAAGACGAAAAAAAGAAACUGCACCACCAUCAUCUCGACGGCUGAUACCGAGCGACAAAGAGUCGAAGAGUGCCUAACAUCCUGCUUGUUGAACAAGGUGCGAGAGGUCAUCGUUGUGACGACCAGUAGUGAGCUCGCAGGGACAGAGGAUAUGGUGAACAGGUUCUGUGAGUGCUUUCCAGAAACUGCAAUCCGUGUGCUUGGUACAGAAGAGACCCGGAAAUGCGACAUGAUCAGCGAGGCCGUCAAGAUCGUUGAAACGGAUAUCGUUGUCCUCGUUGAUCCCAAUGUCUUUUGGCCCCGUCGUUUCUUGGAUCGCUUGUUGGUUUCUUUCGGCCCCACCGUGGGAUUCGCAAUGAUUCACCAACAUAUUCGUCGCUUCAAACUGCCUUUCUUUGAAAUAAGCCCCCGUGUUGGAAACACCCAGCUGGAACCGAGGAUUGGGUUGUCUUUGGGGGAACAUGCCGCUCGGGUUAUAGCUUGUCCGAAGGCUCUAUUCCAGCAUCGCGAGUUCAGCACAUCUUUCAAACGAGCACAACCGACAGAUUCUGCUUCCUACAACGAAGAGAGUGCCGCGCUUUUCCUGGAAAGAUGGGCACUGGAGAAGGGAUACCACACCGCGAAGGGCUAUGCUGGUCAUGACGCAUUCGAACCACCCGCGCGCACGACGCCUGAGUCCGCUGUCUGGACACACCGUUUAUUCUACUGCGUCAGGUACGCACGACAGGCCGGGAGAAUGAAGUUCAGAAACUCAUUGAACAUCGCCACUGAAUGGGGGAAUAUGCCAUCUGCAGCUUACGGUAGCCAUGCGUUAGCUUUCUUGCUUCUAGCCUUUUGCCUUGACGCUGCGCUCGCGAUGAUAAUCUCGGCCAGCCCACGGAAAACGAGCGAGAGGCUAAGAAUACUCGGGGGCAUGUCCACUGGAUAUCCGGCUGCAAAGCAAUUGCCAUACUUUAUCCGGGGAGAGCUACGGGUGUUGGAGACGAUGUGGUAUCCUAUUUUCGUCUGGUUUCACGGCCUUCUGAAGAAAUGGGCGAUCAUUUAUCUAUGUUUGAAUCUCUUCGGGGAGACCGGCAUGGAUAUCGAGAAUAAGCCCCCAAUGACGGUUAUCGGUAAUCGCAAUGAUAUGGGCGUGGGCUCAAGCUCGUCUGGUCCUCAUCCCGGCAUGUCGAACAGUCGCCCUGACGUCUCGUCAGUACAAACUCAGACUGAGUGGGUCGGUCCAAUCGAACUGGAUGUGCGAUCAGAGAGUCAAAAUGAACCAACGGACAAUGAGGCGUUGAACAGGACGCCUACCACACCAAUUAAGACCAACGAUCCUAUUCAACGAGUACGAAACUCGCCAUCGUACAGACCUGCUUCUGUCCCGCUGUCACCUCGUCAACGGAUCCAGACUGACAUCUAUCCCUCCAUCGAGCAGCCUACCAGGGCUCAAACCCCCAGUCCAAUAAGCCAGGCACUCCAGGAAUCGCCUCGCUCUCUUCCAAAUACGCCGAUUGAAAGAAGCCAUCUGCGCGAGGACAUCACUCAAGAUAUUAAAGAGUCUUCCUCGAGUUUGUCCAGCCCACCAUCGAGUCAGGAGCAACAACCCUGGUCUCGGUCCCCAAGCCCAAGAACUCAAACACCCAAUGUCCAAUCCCAGAGCUUAAUACAACCCCAACGGAGUCCCACCCCCGAGCCUCCUAGAUCCAACAGACGCAACAGAACCGCUCGACAACCGACGUCAUACGAUGCCGAUUUCGAUCCCUCUGAAUUCGAAUCAAGCUCCGAUGGAUCUUCCAGUGGGCAGGAAAGCCACGCAGACCCUGUCGCAGAAAGCCCGCCCCGGUUCCGGACCCCGAACUUCACAUCAAGCCAGCCCGUUUCACGAGCAGCGACGCCUAUUCCUGCGUUAGCUACUGUUCCUGCUCUACCCAUGCCUCGUCAAAGUCCUCAAACUCAAAGGGUUUUAGUCAAAUCCGACCCUGUUAGGGAAAUGCCACCGGCAAGCACAAUACAAGGGAUGAUAGAACCGACACCGCAGCUUCGAGCGCCCAGAUUUACGAAAAGUAAACCAACCCUUGCAGCCGCCUCUCCUGCACUUCGGUCGCCAGCCAAGCCGAAAGUUAAGCGAGCAGCACCAAAGCCCGCUGUUGUUUCCCCGCGAAAGACAAGAUGCUCGAAAUGUAGGAGGUUGCAUGUAGGAGAGUGUUUGGAGGAGUGA